Molecule: messenger RNA, 1035 nt
Organism: Echinops telfairi (small Madagascar hedgehog)
Lineage: Eukaryota; Metazoa; Chordata; Mammalia; Afrosoricida; Tenrecidae
Product: EF-hand calcium-binding domain-containing protein 3-like
Exons: 8
Coding region: 70-1035 (321 amino acids)
Molecular function (GO): calcium ion binding
Source: RefSeq, a predicted model, not a curated record
CUCUCACGGGAUCCAAGGGAAGAACAGGUGCACAGGACAAAGGCACAGAGGCUGCAGCUAUGGACCGGGAUGGAGCCAACCAACAAGGCAGAGGCCAUGGGGACCGAACAGCCCAUGUUGGGGGCAAGGAAGUUCAAGGGCCUUCGGGUUCCCAAUACAGGGCAGCCCCAGCCAAGCCUUUGGUCUAACAGCUUGACCAAGGGGAACUUGACGUCCAGGCAGCUGGCAGCCUUCCAGGACAUCUUUAAGAUGCUCAGCUCCAGCCCUGCAGGCACCGUGGACAUGCGCAGCCUCAGAGCUGCCCUGAGCCUGGUGGGCAUCCACCGGAGUCCACAGGAGAUGUGUGAGGCCCUUCGACAGGCGGAUUUGGAUGGUGAUGGCAUCGUGAGCUUCCAGGACUUCCUGGGUGUCCUCACUGACACCCAUCGCUUCGCACAGUGCCUAGGUGAGGGACAAGGAUGCCGGCUCUACGACCCCCAGGGCCUGCGGACUUUGUUCUUCGAGAUCCUGCUCAAGCUGCUGGGCCAGGGCUCCUUGCCCGCCAAGUCGGUGCAGGAGGUGGUGAGCUACUAUUCCAAGAAACAGCAGGCUCUACGGCGGCGGAACCCAGGCUGGAUGGGGCAGCCCCGAGACCGCUCCCCACACACCCUCGCGGGCCUCUCCUUCUUCUGCCAGGCCGCGCGCGUCAGCGGCCUCUCCAGCGUCCAGCUCGCGCGCUCGCUUCACAGGCUGCACAGAGCCGGAGCGCGCAGUCCCUACUCUCAGAUCCCGAACCUGGCCGCACGCACGCGACCGGAGCGCAAAAUGAGCCGGGUGCCACGGCCCGAGGUCCGACCUCCCAGGCCCUACCAGCCCAGUCGCCCCAAGAGCCGAGGCCGCCUUCGGCCGCUCAGCCGAAGGUUCGCGGGCCAGCCCCCAGAAUGUGUGCACCUCUGGAAGCCACCUCCCUCUCCGCCGACGCUCGUGCAGAAGGAGCCGCCCUCGCCGCCGCCGGCCUGUGUGCAGAGCCCGGCGCUGAAGAGUUUGAACAAGUAA